AGCGACUGUCGGAGUCUACCGGAAUCCACACACCGUCUUUUGGUUUAUUGAUCACCAUCUCUGCGACUGGUGGACACAGUUACCGCUAUACUGCCAUCAUGCUUCAUUUGCGCCUUCCAUCGACCCCUUUCUACUUCACUCCUUGCCUUUCCUCUCUCCUCCUCCUGAUCUUCCUCUUGGGCCUCACCCAUCUGUCUCAGGCUGGUGGCGAUGUGUCCCACAGCAGCUCGGGGAACUGUUCAGGAGAGGACAGCUGCUCUGACGGUGUCGUCCUGCCGGUAUGGAACCCCCAGAACCCCUCUGUGGGCGAUAAGGUGGCACGUGCCAUCGUCUACUUUGUGGCCCUCAUCUACAUGUUCUUGGGCAUGUCCAUCAUCGCCGACAGGUUCAUGUCAUCCAUCGAGGUGAUUACGUCUCAAGAGAAGGAGAUAACGAUCAAGAAACCCAAUGGCGAGACUACCACUGCUACCGUACGCAUCUGGAAUGAGACCGUGUCUAACUUGACCCUCAUGGCUUUGGGAUCGUCGGCUCCUGAGAUCCUGUUAUCUGUGAUUGAGGUCUGCGGGCACAAGUUUGAGGCUGGUCACCUGGGCCCGAGCACAAUUGUGGGUAGUGCUGCAUUCAACAUGUUCAUCAUCAUCGCCAUCUGUGUUUACGUGGUCCCAGAUGGCGAAGUACGCAAAAUCAAGCACUUGAGGGUCUUCUUUGUGACGGCAGCCUGGAGCAUUUUCGCCUACAUUUGGCUCUACUUGAUCCUCUCUGUCUUCUCUCCCGGCGUGGUGGAAGUCUGGGAGGCCGUGCUUACUUUCCUCUUCUUUCCGCUCUGUGUGGUUCAGGCCUGGAUCGCUGACCGUCGCUUGCUCUUUUACAAAUACGUCCACAAGCGCUACCGUGCUGACAAGAACCGUGGCAUCAUCAUUGAGACGGAGGGUGACGGCAUAUUCACCAAGAUGGAUAUGGAGAUGGACAGCCAAGGUGCCAAUUCCCACCACAAGGAGGCACUUGAUGGGAUGCUGGCCGGUGUGGAGGAAGGAGGCGGUGGAGGAGGUGGAGGGGAAGAAGAGGAGGCCAGGAGGGAUAUGGCUCGUACGCUGAAGGAGCUCAAGCAAAGACACCCAGAGAAGGAUAUGGAGCAGCUGAUCGAGAUGGCCAACUAUCAAGUGCUUGUGCAACAGCAGAAGAGUCGAGCUUUUUAUCGCAUCCAGGCCACCCGCAUGAUGAUCGGAGCAGGGAACAUCCUGAAGAAGCAUGCUGCAGACCAAGCCAGGAAGGUGGUGAGCUGCCAUGAAUCUAAUGCCCAGGAAGAAGACCCUCACACCAUCUACCUGGAGUUUGAGCCCUCCCAUUACCAGUGCUUUGAGAACUGUGGCUCCUUAAAAAUCUCUGUGACCCGACAUGGUGGAGACAGUGGCUGCACUGUCAAGGUUGACUAUCGCACAGAGGAUGGCACUGCUAACGCAGGAUCAGACUAUGAAUUCGCCGAGGGCACUCUGGUCUUUAAACCAGGUGAGACGGUGAAGGAGCUGACAGUUGGCGUGAUUGACGAUGACAUAUUUGAGGAAGAUGAGCAUUUCUAUGUAAAUCUCAGCAACCCUCGUGUUGUCCACCGCGCUGAGGUCUCCGUCCUCGACCCUAAUGCGGUGUCUCCAGGCAACAGCAUUAUGGCGUCCAGCCACGUUCCUCCCAAAGCUGCCCUAGGUAACGCACACACUGCCACGGUGACCAUUUACGAUGACGACCAUGCGGGGAUCUUCACGUUCGAGAGCAAUGCCACAAGAGUGAGUGAAAGCGUGGGCAUGAUGCAGGUGAAGGUCCACAGAACAUCUGGAGCGAGGGGGAAGGUGGCAGUACCGUACCACACUACCGAAGGAACGGCCAAAGCUGGAGAAGACUACGAAGAGGUGGCUGGCAAACUGGAGUUCCUCAAUGAUGAGACCUUGAAAAUCCUGGAGGUGAAGAUCAUUGACGAUGAGGAGUACGAGAAGAACAAAACCUUCACCAUCCACCUGGGAGAGCCGGUGCUCCUGGAGAUCGGGCAGAAACACGGAGACUCCAAUGAUAACAAGCCGGCGGUGGGGGCAGAGGAAGAGGAGGUGGCCAAGAUGGGGUGCCCGAGUCUGGGAGAGCAUACCAAACUGGAGGUGGUGAUAGAGGAAUCGUACGAGUUUAAGAAUACCGUCGACAAGCUGAUAAAGAAGACUAACCUGGCUCUGGUGGUGGGCAGCAGUAGCUGGAGAGAACAGUUUGUUAGCGCUGUCACUGUCAGUGCAGGUGACGAUGAUGAGGAGGAGAGUGGGGAGGAGCGCUUGCCUCGUGCUUUUGAUUACAUCAUGCACUUCCUGACAGUUUUCUGGAAGGUUCUUUUUGCCUUCGUUCCACCCACAGAGUACUGGAACGGCUGGGCCUGCUUCAUCGUCUCCAUCACACUCAUCGGGGUCCUGACCGCUGUCACUGGAGAUUUGGCCUCUCACUUUGGUUGUACAGUAGGCCUGAAGGACACUGUCACGGCUGUGGUGUUUGUGGCCUUGGGCACAUCAGUGCCUG
This is a messenger RNA of Carassius auratus (goldfish), 2544 nucleotides long. RefSeq names its product sodium/calcium exchanger 1-like. Gene Ontology annotation, molecular function: calcium:sodium antiporter activity. The annotation marks the transcript as partial. The record is from RefSeq and is a predicted model, not a curated record. Gene Ontology annotation, biological process: sodium ion transmembrane transport; calcium ion import across plasma membrane; cell communication. The transcript is spliced from 7 exons. Lineage: Eukaryota; Metazoa; Chordata; Actinopteri; Cypriniformes; Cyprinidae. Gene Ontology annotation, cellular component: postsynapse; sarcolemma; axon.